AUGGAUCCACAGAAUCUGUAUAUGUCGGAGGGAACGCGCGCUGACAUCAAGGCACUCCAACAGCAGCUGACUAACGACCCGGUCAUGCUGCUGAACAGCAUCGAGCGCCUUCCUAGGCUUGUCCGUCGCUACAUUCUUGUGUUGGAGAAUCGAGUCAAUGCGAGGACCGAGUGCGAACGUGACUUCGUCGACUACGUCUACGUCCAACUGAAGCAGGCCGUGUUCGACCUUCCCCGGGCUCGCGAAACUGGCGAGAAUUUAUGGAACGUGUUCAUUCGUUACCUCUUGAUUGUACAUUUUACGGACCAGGUUUUGAGCUUUUUUAAAGAUAGGCUACUGAAGAAACCUUCUGUGACGCGGUGGACGAGUGAUGGGUUCAAGAUCGAGAUGUGGUUUCUCAAAGACAAGGAGAAGAAAGUUAUUAAGGCGUGGUGGCGCGGGAAUAGUCGAUUGCGCUCCGAUGCGCAGACAACGGAUGAUCAAUCGGAAGAGGAAGAGGAAGAAGAGGAGGAAGAGGAAGAGGAAGAUGACGAGGAAGAAGAAUGUUAUUCGGAGGUUGAGUCGCCACUCCUUAUCGCACCAUUGCGGCUACAGCCCAACAAGCCCGUUAGCAAUGAUCAACUACGCGGGCGACCUUCGCGGGAGCAGAGUCAGCCCGACCCGGCAGGCUCCACCAGGCCCAAAUCCGCGGCCACGGUCGCCGCACCGAGGCACCAGUCCGCCGUAGCCGAGCCGUCACCACGCAGUCGAACGCAGAAAGAGCAGCAAUCCGACCGAGAAUCCACCCGCGAACACGAAGCUCAACCGAACUUGGAGCCGGCCUUGAGUCGUCGACGCCGCAACAAAUCACGCUUCCAGAACGGUGAUCAAUCUGCGCAACACCAUCGUCCGAGCGCACCACCGUCCAAUCCUAACGCACGCGACGAGCAGCAUACUCCCCACGUCGAGGAAACCCACAACAGAUCACGCCACCGUCGUCCGCGACGCCGACGCCAUCCCGCGGCGCAGCCUGACCCCAAACGUGAAGAGGACUCCGAAUCGGAAUCGGAACCUAUGCCGGAACCUACACCGACACCUACCGCCGUGCGCAUUGCACCGCCAUCUCGGGCAGAGGCUCGUGCAAAGAUUCGCAACAAUACCCAGGCACAUCGCCGCCCCCGUGAACGACAGCCCAAAGCUGACGGCCCCUCCAUCAUUGCCACGCCGGAACCGGAACCGGCACCGCAGCCGCGUGGUCCUGGUAAUAAAUUGCGUCGCCGACGCCGCAGAGCUGAAGCAUCAAAGCUUCAACCCAAGAAUGAGCCCUUAGAAGAUGACGCAUUGGAUUCAGACGGUGAAUCCAAGACCGACCGCACUGACACCGCGAGCCCGCAUCCGGUCCAGUCACCUCCUACGACUCGCCAGCAAUUGGCGCCGCGCCGUCGCCCACGCGAGCGACAGUCCAAACCUGAAGGCCACCUCAACGACGCCGCACCUGGACCCGACGUACGGACCCGGUCAGGAAGAAGCCGAUCACGCCGCCGCCGCCACGUCGCUCCUACGCCGCAGCCCGCACCGGAGCCACAACCUGACUCCGAAUCAGACUCGGACGAUGAAUUCCUGAAUGGCCGUUCCCCCGCGAUGCAUCCGCCGCCAUCGCCUGCUCGCUCCGCCGGUGGCUACCGGUCGCCGAAGCAGGAAGUAGACCCUAGGACCGAGGUCUACAAUUCAUUCAAUUUCACACUGCACGAUCCUCCUCACCCCGCCGGGCCCCUGUUGGCGGUCUACGAUCACCGUAAAGCGUCCCGCCAGAGACAGGAGAACCAUAUACCUGGGCCGCGUGGGCCUCAGUCUCUCGCACAGGCCAGGGAUCCGUCCAAAAUGCGUGAAAAUGCAAUCGUCGCCAUCAAGAAACGUGACCCUCCGGUGCCGCAGCAACGAAAGGAGCGAUGGGAGCUCCCUCAAAAGGCUCACGGAACACCCUUGUCCGUUCAGCAUCGCGAAACCCUAGUACCUAACGUUGAGCCCGCGCCGAAGGCUGCACCCAAGCCCAUCGCGGGACCAACCGUUUACGAAUCCCCGCAUCCACACCCACAGAUGCAGAUGGGAAAUACACAGGCCAUGCGUCCCUUCGCAUCCCCAAACAAUGUGCCGCAGCCGGUGCCGGUGUCUUACGGACACCUCCCUUGGGAGGCAUCGGUGCCGCAGCCCCAGAAAAUUACAGCAUACUAUGCUUCCGUCAUGUACAGCCCUGAUUCCAGAACCGUCGCUGCACAUCAAGGACCGGUAAGCUAUGGUCCGCCUGCUCGGCAACAUGCUGUUCAGCAGCCCCAGUUGAUGGCAAUUCAAACCGGUCCGCGUGUUCAAUCCCAGUCGAACAGAAUUCCACUUGGCCAGCAUGCUCAGCCCCCUUGGGGAAUCCACCAAGCACGGGUACAUCCGGCCCAUUACGUGCCCGAUUCGGACUGCCACUCCAUCUCCACACCUGCCCGUUCUACCACCUCCAAUUAUUCUCCGCCUGGCCCUGCAGUAUCCUCCGUCACGUCUCCGCCUGGCCCUGCGGUAUCCUCCGUCACGUCCCAGCCAUCAGAAGCUCCGGCGCCCAGGCCGUCGAAAACACAGGCAACCCAGGCCCCCAAAUCCUAUCUAGCAACAUUGCAUAAUCUAUCUGAAUCACCCCCGCCCAAUCCCCCCGCCGGUCCGCCGGCCAAACCACAAGCUCUCGAACAUCUUGUCCCCAACCGCCUCACCAACCACCCCACCUCCCCGCAACCGCAAGCCACCCCCACUUCCAACAAACCCUUCGUCAGCCUCUUCGGCGGACCCGGCCUCGACGACCCGGCCAAUGCCGCACCCGCCGCCGCGCCCGAACCCGGCGACGAUCCCUCGCGCGAACCUCUCAGAAGCGUGUACUUCUCGGAUACCGCGCUGCAAUGUGGGUGGCAGCAGUUCUUUGCGGUCUAUCGCGGUAGACGGCCGGGGGUGUACGGGACGCCCGACGAGUUGGCGGCUCAGAUUAGGGGAUUGCCGAAUCCGGUUUUUCGCCGGUUCGAGUGCUUGGGCGACGCCCAGAUGUAUCUGCUCGGAAGGAAAUAGGGAAUAGUGGUGGACAAGAUGGGGGUGAGACGGGAAUCGGUAACGAAAACGAGGGUGCGUGGCGCUUGAUAUUCUUACGGUUUACGGGCGAAAAAGGGCUGUUUUUACGGUUGUUUGAAGUGUUUUUGCUUCUACGGAUGACUGGUUUGUUGGGUUUGUUGGGUUUGGCUGAUAUUAUCUACGUGUUGAUAUCUAUCAUUGAUGGAUGAUCCAUGAGGUAUCUGCAUUUGAAGCCUCUAUUCCAUGGUUGUUCGAGGUGUUUUUGUUUCUACGGUUGGUUGGGUUGCUGGGUUGGGUCGUUAUGUUAUUAGCUGCGUGUUGCUACAAAGAAAUAUCAAUGAUUGUUCAUGAGGUGGCUUGCAUUUGCAUUUGCACUCUCCAUCCAGUGGAUUAUAGAUCAUAGAGGG
Molecule: messenger RNA, 3482 nt
Organism: Tricharina praecox
Lineage: Eukaryota; Fungi; Ascomycota; Pezizomycetes; Pezizales; Pyronemataceae
Exons: 7
Coding region: 1-3075 (1024 amino acids)
Source: RefSeq, a predicted model, not a curated record